Molecule: messenger RNA, 779 nt
Organism: Macroventuria anomochaeta
Lineage: Eukaryota; Fungi; Ascomycota; Dothideomycetes; Pleosporales; Didymellaceae
Product: ARP23 complex 20 kDa subunit
Exons: 3
Coding region: 64-573 (169 amino acids)
Biological process (GO): Arp2/3 complex-mediated actin nucleation; actin filament polymerization
Cellular component (GO): actin cytoskeleton; Arp2/3 protein complex
Molecular function (GO): actin filament binding
Source: RefSeq, a predicted model, not a curated record
UGUCAUAGCCCCGACUGCAGCUAAAUUCACCGCGUCCAGGGCUGACCACAAGCUCAGCACACAAUGUCGCAAUCCCUCCGCCCGUACCUGCAGUGCGUGCGCACCUCCCUCACAGCCGCCAUCUCGCUCUCGAACUUCGCCUCGCAGGCCUCGGAACGACACAACGUGCCCGAGAUCGAAGCCGCAUCCUCUCCCGAAGUGAUCCUGAACCCACUCACCGUAUCGCGCAACGAGAACGAGCGCGUCCUGAUCGAGCCCAGCAUCAAUAGCGUGCGGAUAAGCAUCAAGAUCAAGCAGGCAGAUGAGAUCGAGCACAUCCUGGUCCAUAAGUUCACACGGUUUUUGCAACAAAGAGCGGAGAGCUUUGUUAUCUUGAGGAGGAAACCGAUUAAGGGAUAUGAUAUCUCGUUUCUGAUUACGAAUUUCCAUACCGAGGAGAUGCUGAAGCAUAAGUUGGUAGACUUCAUCAUUCAGUUUAUGGAGGAGGUGGACAAGGAGAUCUCGGAGAUGAAGCUCUUUUUGAACGCCAGAGCACGUUUCGUGGCCGAGUCUUUCCUUACACCUUUCGAUUAAGCGUCAAAUUAGCGAGCGAUGUACAAAGUGGAGCCGGGGUGGAAGCAAACUGCAGUGUCUGGGAACAGUGGCUGUAGGCCCAAUAAAGACUCCAGGCCACCACGCUACAGAGGCGUAGCAAAGUCACAACAUAGACGGCUGCCGCACAGAAGGCUGGCUGCUAGCAAAUGAACCCCAAAAUUCACACAAACAAGCGCCACAUCACC